UUUAGACGAAAGAAAGGGCGAGUAUCUCUCUCUAUAUUUAAGCCUCGCUUCGCGUCCUAUCUAUCAACGCCACCGCUCGCGUCCCUCUCUCUCUCUAUCUCUUCCUCUAAACCUUCAAAUCCUCUCCCCUUCGUUCUCUUCUUCUUCUAAAACCCCUCUCUCUCAACGAUCCUCCAAAUUGUGGCAGAAAAUCCCUCGAUCUGAUAUAUAUAUAUAUAUAUAUUUCUUUUCCUUCACAUUUCGGCUCUUGUAAGGAGAUGCAUUUGGUCGAUCUGAAGAUUGUACGGUGAAAACGCUUCGUUUCCUUGGAGAAAACCCUCAGAUCUUUGAAUUUCUCUCGUUCGAGAGUUGCCGGUCUUCUAGAUUUUACCAAUUGCGAUGGGAUUUCCUGUUGUGAAUGAGAAUUUGAAGGAAAACGGGCACGAAGCCGUUGAUUCUAUCCCUGAAGUGGUGACAAAUGGAUCUGCUGCUAUGGUUAGUAAUGGAAAGGAAAAAACGUUCAAGAUAUUCGUUGGAUAUGAUCCUCGUGAAGAUCUUGCUUAUGAGGUCUGCUGUCAUUCAAUCUUGAAGAGGGCGACGAUUCCGGUCGAAGUGAUUCCGAUCAAACAGUCGGAACUGCGGAGCAUAGGCCUUUACUGGCGUGAGCGCGGCCAGACUGAGAGCACAGAAUUCUCGUUCAGCCGAUUCUUGACUCCAUUCCUUGCCAAUUUCGAGGGCUGGGCGAUGUUUGUUGACUGCGAUUUCCUUUAUACCACAGACAUCAAGGAAUUGACGGAGUUGAUCAAUGACAACUACGCAAUUAUGUGCGUUCAGCACGAUUACACGCCCAAAGAGAGCACUAAGAUGGACGGUGUUGUGCAGACGGUUUAUCCUAGGAAGAAUUGGUCUUCGAUGGUCUUAUAUAACUGCGGGCAUCCGAAGAAUCGGAUCUUGACGCCUGAACUGGUGAAUUCUCAGACGGGAGCAUUUCUUCAUAGGUUUAUGUGGCUUGAUGAUCAAGAUAUUGGAUCGAUCCCUUUUGUUUGGAAUUUCCUCGUGGGUCAUAACCAUGUUGAUGAGAAUGAUCCGUCAACCGCCCCCAAAGCCAUACACUAUACAACUGGUGGGCCUUGGUUUGAGGCUUGGAAGAACUGUGAUUUUGCAGAUCUGUGGAUAAAAGAAAUGGAGGAGUACAAAAAGGCUAUGAAUCUUGUUUGAAUAAACGGGGGAAGAAUAAGAUGGUGAAUGAGGUAGCAUAUCAAUGCAGCAGUUCAAUAUAUUUAUAUAUUUUUUUCCAAUCCAUUCUUUUGUUGUAUUUUCUCUUUGAAGGGUCUGUAUCUCAAGAAUGUAGUAAGUAGGUACUUGCUUUUGUGAAAGCUGUCAUUUUCUUUUGGUGUUAUUACAAUAGGCAUUGCAGUUAACUGAUGAUGUAAGUAAUGCUUCAUUGUUACUAUUGUCCUUAAAUUUCAAAUUUCAUAGGCAAUCUAAUACUUGCUGUUAGUGCGGA
This is a messenger RNA of Magnolia sinica, 1486 nucleotides long. RefSeq names its product protein CDI-like. Lineage: Eukaryota; Viridiplantae; Streptophyta; Magnoliopsida; Magnoliales; Magnoliaceae. The record is from RefSeq and is a predicted model, not a curated record. Bases 379 to 1197 code for a protein of 272 amino acids. The transcript is spliced from 2 exons.